AUGACUUUCACCAGGGUGCUGCAUCUUGCAGCUCUUUUACUCAUGCAAGGGGAUUUUCCAGGAGUUGACAGUGAAAUCGUAACUCUAAAGGAAGGCGAGGACUUAUAUCUCCAUUGCAGUCUUGGCAGUAACGACAGUUCUGCCCGGCAGUGGUUAAACCCUCACGGGUUUGCCAUUUUUCUGAACACCCAGCGGGGGUUAAAGGAUCAAAGGUACACACUUAUCCAUUAUUCAAAGGAUGAAUUAUCUAUACGACUGUCUAACGUAACAGUGCAUGAUGAAGGCGUGUAUAAAUGCUUCUACUACGGCACCCUGUUCAAAACCAAGAACAAAACUGUUGAGGUGUUAGCUGCUCCUUCCAAACCAGUAGUGGAAGCAUCUCAAGAUACAGAAAAAAGCAUUACACUGUCUUGCUGCACCAAAGGAAGUAAACCACGGCCCCAGAUUACCUGGCUGUUGGACAACGGGAUAGAGCUUCCUGGUGACACGAAGCACAAGUUAGAAGCUGAUGGGAAGAAAUGGACCACAACCAGCACGCUGACAGUCCUUGCAUACCGGCCCAAUUCAACAUCCAGUUGCAUUGUUCACCACAAACUGCUAAGAGAAGAGAAACUGACGGCAUCCUUCCGGUUUGAGAGCUUCGCUAGGCCUGUGACAACUACAAAUCCUGCUCCAACUGCACUAGAUGUAGAUAGACACAUCUCCAAGAAUGAGCACUCAACAGUGACUACAGCAAAGUCAGAUCUGAACAGCAGUCCAGUCUUUUCUCUAAGCUACCCACAAUACAAUGGGUCAGAAAUAACAUCAGCUGCAGUAGGAGAUGAAGAAUUCUCUGGUACUUCAAGUUACGACGUCCUCAAUGGGACUGAAACAGCAUUCAAUGGAACAGUCACAGAAGAACCAUACAGGACAGAAGCCUCACCAUCAAGUGAAAACGUAACAACUGUGAUUGCCACCACCGCCUUCAAGCAAGAUCUGAAAUUUGAAGGCAUCAAAAAGAAGAAUCUUCUGCUGCCCAUCUUGGUGGCUGCUCUAAUUUUUGUGCUGCUCAUCAUAGUCUUGCUUUUUCUGAGGAAGCUGAAAAAAGCUCAUGGAUUGUGGAAGAGAGAAAAUGAUACUUCAGAGCAGACGCUGGAGAGUUAUAAAUCCAGAUCUAAUGAAGAUAAUCCAGGCCAUGAGAAGAAUGGGCAAGUUGUCACUCAGAAGUCCAAUGUGCAAUAUUUGACAGACGGAUAUGUGGAAACAACACAGAAGAAUCUGAGAGACAAAAACUCUGCAAUAGCUGAGAAACUGUUUGCAUGUGGAAAGGAAACUGAUGUAUAGCACUGUGCUAAAUCUGGCAAACCUAUGCUAUGUACAGAGCCACUAUUUUUUUCUGAUAUUGAUAUUACAAUGUUCGGCUGUCAAUACAAUUUCUAGGAGCAGAAGUGCAAAUGGCUAGUCUCAAUCCGAAUUGGACCACUUUCUUUUAAACAGUAGCAGAGUAGAUGGGAGAAGUGCUCCUACACAUCUAUUAGCAAUGUAUGCUCUGAUAUACCUGUAAUCAUCAGAGGAUUUAAUGAGCAGCUGCCAGAAAUAGAGCUCAUCGAUCCUACCACAAGUCUUAGCAGAAAUUAUGGUCCUGGCAAUGGAAUACGCAACAAGCCCUGAAGACCGCAAGAUACAACAACAUUCAUGUAACGCUUCUGCCACCUCCUUUGCAAACACAGGACUAAACAGGAAACCCUGGGAGGUGCAAAUCAAUUCUGACUUCUAUUACCUCAUCCUGAUUACCAAAACUGGAUAUCCAGCUAUAUUUAACCAAGCAGGAAAAUAUCCCGAUGUCAAAGGGGCUAAAAAACAGUUGUCCCCCUUGCCAUGACUUCUGCCUCAGUUGUUCACCCACUGAACAGUAACAUCACUCCCUGCUUUGCAAGACCGAGUUGGCACUGGUUUGUAAGCCGCUUUGUAGCCAAAGCAUUUCGGUACUACACCUGCACAGUCUUUCACGUUGCAUAAGCUUCCAGAGAUAUUACUGGAAUAAUAUCUCAAAUAUCACAUUACUGGGAAUAAAGAGAUAUUAAUACUGGGAUAUAUAUAAUUCUGGGAUAUUACUGGGAAUAAAGUCUCAGAACAAGGAGGUUAGCAAAGGUGAAAAGGAAGUACAGUAUUACACAUGGGACUACCAAAAUCCAGGGAGCAACUCACUUGGGAGUGAGGUGGUUUUUUGUUUUGUUUUUAGAGGAACCACAUUUUGUGGUUCUCCAAAACAAAACUGAACUCCUAAAAUACAUGAGACUUACUUUCCUCUACAAAAGAAAGCUGUAUACAUUUUUCUUAUGAGAGAUGAUUAUUUCUCAUCACAAGCAAGAAAAAUACUGAACACUGUCUUGAAUUACAAUGCACAUCUUCGAGAGACAACUAGGAACAAUUUCAUUUUUACAUGGAAGUGAUUUCCUUCUGACACAUGGGUAAUAUCAAUACAACACUGCCAGUCCACAGCCUUUUUUCAUGUUGUUUUAACAAUAAAACUUGUAUUAUUUAAUACCUACAUAAGCCUCAGCAUAAAACAUCCCAACUUCUUCUACACUCAGCGUGCAAGGUUUGUUUAGUGAGGACAGGUAUUCAUGGACAAAUAUAUUUUGUACUAUUAAAUAUGUCAUAUGAAAAUGCAAACUGAUGUGGCAGCUCCUCUAACACAUAUUUCUGCAACUUAAAAGGCAGAACUAUGUCUAGAAAAGAGUGUAAGAUAGGGCUCUUUGGCAGCAAGGUCUUUGAACAAGUAGAUGGUUAAAAAGCAACUGCAAGCAUUCACAGUGCCUUUACGUGUGUUAAAUGUACAAAGAAAGUACAAGUAACUCCUAUACAGAAGUGUAAAAAAACAUACGUAAUCUUUUUAUCUUUCAAGGAAGAUUAAAGCUAACAUCAACUGAGAAUUUUUUUCUACCAGCCCACAUCCAGCACUUUUAUCAAUAUUACAAAUUUUCAUGCCUGUUGCAUGCCCUGAAUUUUUGAUCAGAUCUGCCACUUAAAUAUUGAAACUUGUAUGUUUCAAUAGUGACCAUUUUAUCAGUCUUUCCUAAGACUGCAACUGUAGAUUUAAUAAACCAGCCUGAAAUUAUCAUAAUGUACUUCCCUGUUUAUUUUGUCCCUCACAGGAUAAUCUGAUGGUGCCAUGUUACACAGCACGAAAAAGUACACUGAUCAACAUAAAGCAAAAAAAAAAAAAACUAACAGAAUAAUAAAGGAGAGAAAGGCAUUUU
This is a messenger RNA of Struthio camelus australis, 3242 nucleotides long. It is a transcript of the gene CRTAM, whose product is annotated as cytotoxic and regulatory T cell molecule. Gene Ontology annotation, biological process: cell recognition; detection of tumor cell; positive regulation of natural killer cell mediated cytotoxicity directed against tumor cell target. Gene Ontology annotation, molecular function: signaling receptor binding. Gene Ontology annotation, cellular component: plasma membrane. The record is from RefSeq and is a predicted model, not a curated record. Lineage: Eukaryota; Metazoa; Chordata; Aves; Struthioniformes; Struthionidae.